Messenger RNA from Plodia interpunctella (Indianmeal moth), 1847 nucleotides. RefSeq lists its product as uncharacterized. The record is from RefSeq and is a predicted model, not a curated record. Bases 219 to 1178 code for a protein of 319 amino acids. Gene Ontology annotation, biological process: nucleotide transport; folate import into mitochondrion. NCBI's taxonomy places the organism in Eukaryota, Metazoa, Arthropoda, Insecta, Lepidoptera, Pyralidae. Gene Ontology annotation, molecular function: folic acid transmembrane transporter activity; FAD transmembrane transporter activity. Gene Ontology annotation, cellular component: mitochondrion. The transcript has 7 exons.
UUACUUCCUUACUUCAUUCAUUUCAAUUCAUUCUUUUAAUUUCGCACGUAAUUUCGUGGGAAUAUUACGAGAGCAAUAUGUACUGUGAAGAUAGUUUUUCAAUAAAUUUCGUUAAAGUGUUUGGGGAAAGUGUAUGUCGGUAGAUACACCUAGCCUAAGUAACGCGGACGCGCAAGAUGCUGUUUGCUGAUAUUUCGCAUGUGAUCUAGUAAUACGUCAUGACCACAAUGAAGAAUCCAAAUUCAUCGUCUUCUAAACUCGCUCUCCUCAGCCACAUCAAGUACGAACACCUGGUAGCUGGUAUAUCGGGUGGUGUCACCUCUACGCUUAUCCUACACCCUUUGGACCUAAUAAAAAUUAGAUUCGCUGUGAAUGAUGGCAGAACAGCUACUGUGCCAAGGUACGACGGGCUGGGCAGCGCGUUCGUCACCAUCGUGAAGAAGGAAGGCGUCAAAGGCCUCUACAGAGGAGUCACGCCCAACGUCUGGGGCUCGGGAUCUGCGUGGGGAUUUUACUUCCUAUUCUACAACGCAAUAAAGACAUGGAUUCAAGGCGGAAACGCGCGCACGCCUCUCGGCCCCGGCCUUCACAUGCUGGCCGCGGCCGAAGCCGGGGUCCUCUCACUAGUGAUGACCAACCCAAUCUGGGUAGUGAAGACCCGCCUCUGUCUGCAAUACAGUGACGAGCAUCUGGCUGAUAACAAGAGGUAUAGAGGCAUGGUGGACGGACUCAGGAAGAUCUACAGGACUGAAGGCAUUAGAGGACUAUAUAGGGGUUUCGUGCCUGGCAUGUUCGGUGUGUCGCACGGCGCGCUGCAGUUCAUGACAUAUGAGGAGAUGAAGAACCGCUACAACCAGUACCGCAACCUGCCCAUAGAUAUCAAACUUACGUCAGUAGAAUACCUGACGUUCGCUGCGAUAUCGAAGCUGAUCGCGGCCGGGGCAACCUACCCGUACCAGGUGGUGCGGGCGCGGCUGCAGGACCAGCACCGCAGCUAUGCGGGCACCUGGCAUUGCGUCACCGAGACAUGGAGAUACGAAGGCUGGCGUGGUUUCUACAAAGGUCUGAAGCCCAAUUUGGUGCGUGUGGUUCCCGCUACCAUGCUCACGUUCUUGACUUACGAGAACGUCUCCCAUUAUUUGCUGAAGCCGAAACAGGAUCACACGUUGCCCUCCUAGUAAACGUGACAGCCGCACUAGCCGCCGCGCCGCCAUGAAGAGAGGUGGAUGGUAAAUGUGACGGUGCCAAAGUGUCAACACAUGUGGCAUCCCAAACCAGGCUCCUUCCCAAGCGCCAAGGGACAAGGGACAUACCGUCCGGGCGUUUACCGUCAGCACGGAUUAUCCCGUUGGGUUCCAAGAUUGAGGGGAUACCAAUCGUUGCCAAUGUUCUGCGAAUGAUAUCAUUGAGAGAUGCAUGACGAGGAAUUCGCCCUACACUUCUCACACAAGACAGGCCAUGAUGGCCGAAACUGUUAACGGCCAUACCACAUUGACAAAUGUGGGGUUGAUUUAUUUUCGCACCCAAGCGAAGUCCCAUAGCCAAGGUAAAAGUGGUUUUGUCUAAAAGAGUGCCUACAUGUUUUGAUGGGAGUGCCCGAAGCCAAUAACCAGACUCUUUCUCCAUUAAAGCUAGAAAGCGAGCACGAUUAUAUUUUAUCAAUAAAAUUUCAUAUUUAUUCUUAACAGGCUGAUUUCGAUUUCUUUCAUUACAAUUGAAGCAUUUUUAUCGUAAUCUGUUUUUGUUUUUAAUAGUUUGUAUAAGUAUACUUGUUUUUUUUUUUUCAUUAUAAUGUUUGAUUUAUUCCUGUGCUGUUUUUUUUUUCAAUAAAUGACCAUAAUAUUAUA